Orcinus orca (killer whale) is the source of this 2826-nucleotide messenger RNA. RefSeq lists its product as uncharacterized. Lineage: Eukaryota; Metazoa; Chordata; Mammalia; Artiodactyla; Delphinidae. The record is from RefSeq and is a predicted model, not a curated record. Gene Ontology annotation, cellular component: cytoplasm. Gene Ontology annotation, biological process: sperm individualization; flagellated sperm motility.
AUGCGUGAGGGAACCUGCUACACAGCCGAGCCGGCCCCUAGCCCCGAACCCAGGAAAUGCCAGGACCAAGAAGACUUAAUUCCUCUGCUGCUGCUCAGCCUGAUCUUCCUCAUCGUGGGGAUCAACGUGGUGACUAUGCUCUGGAGGCAUCUGAAGAGAUUCUUGCGGGCACUCUUCAAUCGAAUUUUCCCCAAAGACAAGCAAGCCAGCUGUGUAGACAGCCAUCGCAUGCGCAGGCGCUGCUCCGUGGAUCCCAAGAAACCGCGCUCAAGAGUUUCUUCCCGCCUCCGCCAUCGCCCAAGCUUCCUGCUCGGGCAGCCAAACCACCCUGACUCCUGGAUACGAGACAAAAAAGAUGAGAAGGCUUCUAAGUACUGCCGGAUGCCGCCUCAGUGUGGACGGGCUGGGGCUUCCACGCAGGUUCCACGGAGACUGUGGAAGGAGCGGGUAGUGAGAGCUGGGGAGGCCCCUGCUGUCACAGCCUUAAAGUCCCAAGCCAACUUUUACUCCAGGUAAGAGACAUCUUCCAAGCUCCGCAGGAUGAGCAAGGUGGACGUGUUUCCACUCCGCCUGCCCCAAGAGAGCAAGACUAAGACCCCAGACUCUGACCCAGCCCAGGCCCCAGCCCGGGCCCAGACCCGCCCCCCAGUUCAGCCCCCUGCGCAUGCUCCUGCCAAGGCCCAGACCUUCUCCUCAGCCCACCCCACUGAGCACACACACCCCCCUCCCCCGUCGGAGACCUGCUCCGAGGCCACGCCCAUGAGCACACUUCCGCCCCGGGCCCAGGCCUUCUCCCUAGUGCACCCCACUGGGAACACUCCUGCCAAAGCCCAGACCUUCUCCUCCACCCACCCCUCUGAGCACGCCCCACCUCAGGUCCAGACUUGCUCCACAUUCCACCCCCCUGAGCACACCACCCCCCAGGCCCAGACCCCCUCCCCAGCCCUCACCCCUGAGCACAGCCCUGCCCAGGUCCAUGGCCCUGAGCAUACUUCAGCCCAUACUCCAGCCCAGGCCCAAGCCCAGGCCCCCUCACCUGCCUCAGCCGAAUCCCUGGGCCACACUUCUGUCUGCACCCUGACCCAUGCUCAUCUGACCUAUACCCAUGCCAACACUCUGGUCCCUCCCCCAACUGCUGCCCCUGCUACUACUCCUGCCCUUGCCCCUACACCAGCCCCUGUCCCGAUCUCUGCCACAACCUCUGUCCCAGCGCUGGUCAUGGCCCUGAUGACCACUCCAGUCCCUUCCACCACCCCUACCCCCAUCCUAGGUUCUAUUUCCUCUACCUUGUCUGCCUUCAGCCAAGGCCUCUCCUCCGGCCGUGUGGUCUAUGAUGCCCGCAGGGUAAAGCAGAACUUAUUCCAUGUGUGUCCCCCUCAGAACUCUGGAUAUUCCAGAAAGGACUUGGGUACCCUCUCCAGGCCCCAAGAGAGGCAUGGUCUGCUGAGCUCUGGUACAGCUGAACAAACACUCAAGCAAUGUAGUGGGGACAGUGCCAAGCCCUCCACAGGAUCCAUACUGGGUUACCUGGAGUUGGGGAAUAUGGAAUGGAAGACCUCAAAUGAUUCCAAAGACAAAUUUGUACAGUCCAAGACCUUCCCUUACUGCAGCUUCCUUCCUUGCAGGUCUGAGAAGAGAAACACGAACCCCCAGACUCCAGUCUACCCCAAAUUCCUGUACUCCAAGGAUGCUGUACCUUCUCAACCUUACUUCCAUUCUCAAAACAGUGCCCAGAGGUCACCAUGCACCAUGCCUCCACCAUGCACUCUUUAUCUACCUCUUGUUUCUCCCAGAUCCUGGGUCCUUCAUCAACACAGCAACCACCAGAAGCCCUCCACCUUAAUGCAACCCCCCACCUUUCCCCCAACCUCCAAGUCUUCUCAGUCUGUCCUCUCUUCCCAGGGCCCCAUCCCUCCCCAGUUAUCCACUACUUCCCAAACCCCAAGCCAGGCCCAACCCCCUGAGCUUCAUGAGAGUCUAGACCUCAACCAAGGCUCUGUCCUCCCAAGGACCCCAGGCCUUUCCAAAGUCUGCAGAGUUUCCAGAAACCCAGGCCUUACCACAAACCCAGGCACCCAGAAGAGUCCAGGCCUUAUCCAAGACCCAGGCCUCCCCAAGAACACAGGCCUUGCUCAAGAUCCAGGCCUCCACAAGCUUCCUGGCCCCCAUAAGGGUCCAGCCCUUACUCAAUACUCUGGCUUAUCCCAGAGAUCAGGCCUCCAUAACAACUCAUGCCUUAUCCCAAAUCCUGGCCUCCACAAGGAUGCAGGGCAGCACAUACCACGGACUUCUAUCCCACCCAGUCAGAACUGCCGCUCUCCCAAGGCUCAGGUGGUCUACAAUGACCUGCUAACCUUCUCAGAGGUACCUGUGCUGAUUGUGCUGCAAUCACCCUCCCAGCAAGCAGGCAGCCAAGGCUGGGUGUACCACCCCAAGGAUACAGUUCCUCCAGCCUGCCAGAAUCAUCGCCAGAUGUCUACGCCUCCCAAAACCAGCUGGAAGCCCUACCACCCGUCAGGCACCCGGCUCGGGCAUGUGGUCUUUGACGCCCGCCAGAGACAGUUCAGAGCAGGCAGGGACAAGUGAGAAGCUCUGUCUCCCAGGCGCCUUCACCGAGAGACCUCCAACAACUCACCGGAGCCAUCAAGGAGUGGGGAUAUCAGUGUGCUCAGAGCAACUUAGAAAAAGAGGGGACAGAUAUGCAUGAGGAAUAAAGAGACAAGAGAAGUGUUCUGUGGUUGUUUGAGGACAUCCACCCCAGCCCCAUCCCACAGGGCCUGAUGAGGACCUAAAAUAUCCCUGCUUUCCCUCCGUCGCUGUCUAGCU